Messenger RNA from Asparagus officinalis (garden asparagus), 556 nucleotides. RefSeq lists its product as uncharacterized. The coding region runs from base 81 to 338 and encodes 85 amino acids. The record is from RefSeq and is a predicted model, not a curated record. The transcript is spliced from 3 exons. Lineage: Eukaryota; Viridiplantae; Streptophyta; Magnoliopsida; Asparagales; Asparagaceae.
CAGUUUGUAUAUCCAGUUUAAAGGUCCGUCUACCCCUAAACCACUUUCACUCCUGCUGCGACACGAACGAAAGAGACCUAAUGGCAUCACUCUGCAGGUCUCCCGCCAUCGCCGCCGUGAGAUCGGCCGCCGGCCGCUCGCAAACCCUAAUUCCGAUCACCGCACCGUCGAGAAGAUUCUCUCUCCUCUCUUCAAGGGCUAUCGUCUCCGCAUUGGGCACUGUUGAGUCUUUAAUACCUCUUCACAGCGCGAUCGCCUCGUCUCGUCUUAAAUCGAGCAUCGGCGUUGAUUCCUCUUGCUGGACUUGCCUCUCCCAAGGGCGUGCUUUACCUUUGUGAUCAAGCUUUACUGGUUAUUCAGAGAACCGGUAGAUAAUAGUCUUUUGUCAGUUUGGAGGCAUCGAGGCACUUAAUGUUAUGGCUAAAACUAUAUAUCAUGACAUUGAGAAAGUUUGCAUUUUAUGUUUAUCACUUGUAACAUGUGGUUUUAGCAUUUUGGGAUAUUGUUUAACUAAUGAGCAUAACUUGGGUGUCUAAGAAUAGUUAUUUGUGCUAUA